Hemibagrus wyckioides is the source of this 1566-nucleotide messenger RNA. RefSeq names its product serine and arginine rich splicing factor 5a (gene srsf5a). Lineage: Eukaryota; Metazoa; Chordata; Actinopteri; Siluriformes; Bagridae. Gene Ontology annotation, cellular component: cytoplasm; ribonucleoprotein complex; nucleus. The transcript is spliced from 8 exons. Gene Ontology annotation, molecular function: mRNA binding. The coding region runs from base 146 to 964 and encodes 272 amino acids. The record is from RefSeq and is a predicted model, not a curated record.
CGGUUGGAUGAAGUGGUAAUGACGCAGGCCUGUAGGUCCCGCCCCCUCUCACGCGCCCCUCACCCUCUUCAGUCACUUCCUGUAUCCUUCUUUGCUCGGACGCCAUUUUGUCAUUUUGACUAGCAGCUGCGAGAUCUUUUUCACCAUGAGUGGAUGUCGUGUGUUUAUCGGCCGCCUGAGCCCUCAUGCCCGGGAGAGGGACGUGGAAAAGUUCUUCAAGGGUUACGGACGCAUCCGAGAGAUCAACCUGAAGAAUGGUUUCGGGUUUGUGGAGUUUGAUGACCAUAGGGAUGCGGACGACGCAGUGUACGAGUUAAACGGAAAGGAGCUUUGCAACGAGAGAGUGACCAUCGAGCACGCUCGCUCUCGCCGCGGUCGAGGAGGCGGAGGAGGAGCCGGCAGCCGUUUCUCUCCCCGAUUUGGAGGCUACCGUCAAUCACGCAGUGCAGGAUCCAGGUAUGGCCCCCCCGUGCGUACAGAGCACAGGAUUAUCGUGGAGAAUCUGUCGUCCCGUAUCAGCUGGCAGGACCUGAAGGACCUGAUGAGGAAAGUGGGAGACGUGACGUUCGUGGACGCUCACAGAGCAAACAAGAACGAGGGGGUGGUGGAGUUUGCCACACACAGCGAUAUGAAGAAUGCCAUCGAGAAGCUGAACGGUACAGAACUGAACGGCCGCAAGCUCAAACUUUUCGAGGACCGGAAGAGGAGCCGCAGCAGAAGUCGCUCUCGCAGCUCCUCCAGAUCUCGCUCUCGCUCGCGCUCCAAAUCUGCCAGCCGGAGCCACAGCCGUGAGGAUAAGCGCGAGAGCAAGCGUGAGAAACGCUCUCGCAGUCGCUCUCGCUCUGCCAGUCGCACGCCGGAGAAGAAGACAUCGGCCAAGUCCGAGUCCCGCUCUCGCUCCCGCUCUCCGUCUCCCAGGAAACAGUCUCGCUCUCGCUCAGCAUCCACCGAGAGUCAGCACUGAGUGUGUGUGUGUGUGUGUGUGUGAAUGUGUGUGUGAAUGUGUGUGUGACACUGAGGUUGGUUCACAUCUAAAAGAAUGUGUCAGUUGCAGGCAGUUUGUGUAUCUUCAUCUUUACGGAGAGUGAACCUUCUUAACCUUUUGAUUUUUAUUAGAUUUUUUUAUUUGAUUUUUCUCUAUGGAGCUUUAUUAGAUGUAAAGAAACUGUAUGUGAGGUAAGCAGAUGAAGUGGAUGAGCUGAUGUGCUGUGUGUGUGUGAUACACACAUGUGCCUGGUGUACAUGGGUGUAUUGGUCAUUCUAAACUGGCGGCCAUGUGCCUCCACUGUGUCGUAGCUCUGGUGUAGAGCCGAAAAAUCAGAGCCUCACACGUCCAGCACGUCUCAGCUGACCAAAGUCACCUGGAGGAGGGAGUGUGUGUUUUUCUGCUUUUGUUUUUGUAGUAGAGAUGGCCAUUAAAUCAGAACCAGUCGAGUGUGUGUGUGAAGGGGUUUUCCAUUGUUCUGUACACAUUUCUUUUCAGUCAUCAUUGUGCUGUGUCUUUCUGGUUCUGUAACUACUUAUGAGGAUUUAUUACAGAAAUAAACUGUGAAUCAGUCCUGGGUA